This is a messenger RNA of Xyrauchen texanus (razorback sucker), 1444 nucleotides long. RefSeq lists its product as uncharacterized. The record is from RefSeq and is a predicted model, not a curated record. NCBI's taxonomy places the organism in Eukaryota, Metazoa, Chordata, Actinopteri, Cypriniformes, Catostomidae. Bases 1 to 1365 code for a protein of 454 amino acids. Gene Ontology annotation, biological process: DNA recombination; DNA integration. The transcript has a single exon. Gene Ontology annotation, molecular function: DNA binding.
AUGCCCCCUGUUCUUCUCUCUGACCGGAGACGAUGCACCAUUGGGUGUGGAUGCUCUAGCCCACGAAUGGCCAGACGUGUUACUGUACGCGUUCCCUCCGUUGAGCUUGAUCGAGCCAACACUACGGAGGGUUCGGGAGCCGGACAUGUUAUGAUUCUGAUCGCACCGUUCUGGCCGGGAGACUGUGGAUUGCGGAGAUCGCGCAACUGCUCCACAACCAGCCGUGGCCGUUACCAACGCCGCAGAGAUCUCCUCUCGCAAGCACUGGGGAAAUUUUCCAUCCCUCCCUCAGAAAUUAGCUCUCUGGGCCUGGCCCGUGAGAGGUUGAAUCUGAGCGCAGCCGGGCUACCUCCGAAGGUGAUUGAGACGAUUCAGAACGCGAGGGCUGCCUCGACUCGUUCUUUAUAUGAUCUCAAAUGGAGAGUUUUUGAGGAAUGGUGUGCUGACAAGAACAUUGUUCCUUUCUUGUGCUCUGUGUCGAACGUGUUGAGUUUCCUUCAGGACCUCCUGGAUAAGGGCAGAGCCUUCUCCACGGUUAAGGUUUAUUUGUCCGCUAUAUCAGCGUGUCAUGUGGGUAUUGACUCGGGUACCAUCGGCCGACACCCACUAGUCUGUCGAUUCAUGAGAGGGGCACGCAGGCUACACCCGGUGUCAAAGCCACUGGUCCCGCCAUGGGAUUUGUCGGUAGUACUGAACGCGCUCUCAAAAGCUCCGUUUGAACCCAUUGAUAGCAUUGUCUUAAAGCUGCUCGCUUUGAAGACUGCUUUGUUACUGGCUCUUACAACGGCAAAGAGGGUCAGUGAACUACAGGCUUUAUCGGUUCAUCCCUCAUGUAUGAUGUUCGCCCCUGAUGGUCAAAGAGCUCUUUUCAGGACUAAUCCGGCGUUCGUGCCCAAAGUACUGGAUCACGCGGAUACAGUAAGAGCGGUUGACUUGCCAGCUUUUCAUCCACCUCCUUUUUCUUCACCAGAGGAGGAGAGGUUACACUGUUUAUGUCCGGUUCGUACGCUGUACAUGUAUGUACAGAGAACCCGCACAUUGCGGAAAAGUAACCAGCUGUUUGUAUCAUGGGCUGACUCUUUUAAGGGAAAGCCUAUAUCACGGCAACGUCUUUCCCAUUGGAUGGUAGAGGCUAUUGUGUUAUGCUAUAACAGCAUGAACAUGGAGCCCCCAGUAGGUCUGCGAGCGCAUUCUACAAGGGGAAUGUCUACAUCCUGGGCUCUAUUUAAGGGUAUAUCGAUUCAAGAAAUUUGCGCGGCAGCCAGCUGGUCCUCUCCGCACACAUUUAUACGUUUUUAUAGAUUGGAUGUUACAGAGCCAUCUCUGGCGCACUCAGUUCUGGGAGUAAGUAGCCAGAGGGUGUGAGUUGGUUCGUUUUUGGUAAGUGGAUAUUUUAUCUCCUUUUGUUUUCAGUCUGCUUCGUCAGCAUAUCGGCAAUACGGGA